Ricinus communis (castor bean) is the source of this 2776-nucleotide messenger RNA. Its product is annotated as FRIGIDA-like protein 1. Lineage: Eukaryota; Viridiplantae; Streptophyta; Magnoliopsida; Malpighiales; Euphorbiaceae. The record is from RefSeq and is a predicted model, not a curated record. The coding region runs from base 281 to 1858 and encodes 525 amino acids. The transcript has 3 exons.
UAGGCCCAACAAAGGUUGUCCAAUCCACCUUUUCCAUUCAAGCUUCAUGGAAAAUAUAUACGAUACGCCGUCGAACAAAAAUCAACAGCAGGCAGCCAGACGAUAUCAACGACAAGACGUUAGGAGGGGGCAGCGGUAACGAAGACAAAACAAAACCGUCUUUUACCCAGCAAUCCAUCAGAAUUCGCAUCAGACCUGGAGAAACGCCACCGUUUAAACCUCAAGUAACAAUUACCCGUUACGUUUUAAGAAUUAGGGUUCAAUUCGAUCUCUAAAAACAAUGUCAAGCUCAAAUUCCACACAAAUGACAACCCUUAAAACAAUAGAAUCAGCAUUAAACCUGAUCGACAUCAAAAAACAGACCCUAAAACGCGCCUACGAUGAUCUCCAAUCUCACUCCUCUCUCCUUUCCUCGUUCUCUCUCUCCUGGUCCGACCUCGACUCUCACUUCACCUCCGUACAAACCGCCCUCACCCGCCGCUUUCUCCGCCUUCAAUCCACCCGACCAGGCCCGGAAACUGUGCAACCGGAACCCGUUCAAGACAACCCAACCCGGAAGGCACUUGUUCCUUUCUGUGAGAAGAUGGAUGGGAGAGGAUUGAGGGAUUAUAUAAGUGAGCAUUCGAGAGAGCGGGAAGCUAUUCGAGCUGAGCUUGUCGGGUUAAUGGGUUUGGUUUCGGAUCCUGGGGAGAUGAUAUUAGAUGCAAUGGAAGGGUUUUAUUUGAGUAAGUCUAAAGGAGAUAGAGAUGUGGAUUUAUAUAGAUUACGGAAGAGUUGUUUGGAUUUAUUAGAGGUACUAAGUGAGAUUAAGCCAAAGCCCAAGUUCAGUGAUGAAGUGAAGAUUAAAGCUAAAAAUUUGGCUUUUGAAUGGAAAGAGAAAGUUAGUUUGAACGGGGAUAGUCCUUCAGAAGCAUUAGGGUUUUUGAAUUUGAUUGUGGCUUUUGAAUUAAAGGAUAUGUUUGAUGAUGUUAAUGAGCUUUUAAAUUAUUUUGUUGUUAUUGCUAGGUUUAAGCAAGCUACUGUAUUGGCUCGUGAUAUCGGAUUGGGAGAUAAAAUAAAUGAUCUUGUUCAAAAACUCAUAGACAGUGGCAAACAACUUCUGGCUGUCAAAUUUAUUUUUGAAUUUGGGCUUACUGACAAGUUCCAACCAGCUCCUCUGUUGAGAGAUCACCUGAAGGAGUCCAAGGAAUUUACUGAUAAAGUUUGCAAGGAAGAGAAGAACUCUGUUAAGGCACAGAAUGAGGCAAGAUCCAGAGAAGUUAACGCUUUGAAAUCAGUACUCAGAUACAUUGAUGAACACAAUCUUGAAUUUGAUUACCCACAUCUGGACCUUGAGAAGCGUAUUGAGAUGCUAGAGAAGCAGAAGGCAGACAGGAAAGUAGCUGCACCAUCUCCUGAUAAUAGGCCUCGCCAGCAGCCAAAGAAACAACAGCUGUCAAAGAAGCAGCAGCAACAUCAGGGAAAGCAGCAAGCGAAGAAGCAGCAGCUGAAAGGAAACAAGCGUCCUCGGAUGGCUAUGCUACCUGGUCCGGCAGCAGUCCCAAUCAGCAUUGCUGGUCCCAGUUCAGCAGGUCCUCCAUUUCAACAUUCUCAUUUACCACAAGCAGGUUUGUUGCCAGCAGCUGGGCCAUAUGGAUUAGUGAGUUCCACUCCUCCCAUUGGCUCUUAUGCAGGUGCAUCGGCUGGCCCUUAUGGCUUGGCAGGAGCUGGUAUGUGCUUCCCUGGUAACCCCAGCCCUGUCAGGGCCCAUCCAUAUUCUUCGAAUUCUCAUAUGUCGUCCAGUUAUUAUGAUAGGUCAGCUGCUUUUGGUGGAUAUGGUUUUCCACCCCAAUACUGUCCAGGUUACUAUCCCCAGUAGUUUUUUGGAUAUUGUCUGUGAUAGUACAACUCUGGAUGGUAUUAUAAUACCUUUUCCCUGACUUUGACUGAUGGUAAUCAGAAAGCAAGAUUGCUUUUUUGAUUACCAUGAAUGUAGUACAAUAGCAGCUUAAUUUGGUUAGUUGGAUUGCAGGUGUUGGCACACUUUUUAAGUGUUUAAACAAUACUCGCAAUGUUUAGGUAAAUAUCAAGUUUUUAAUUCCAUAUGUUUAGAUGCGCUUUCUGUUGGUUUUUGGAAGGUCAUAGCUACACUAAUAUUUUCUUCGUUUUGCUUUUCUAUCUCAGUUUUUAUCACAUAGAUUUUGCUGGUCUCUCAAACUAGUUUUAUUUUGACCGAAGUCAAAAUAACUUUCUGCAUUUUUAGAAGAUGACAGUUCUUUAUGCCUCGGUCAUUUUUUGGACUUUAUUUGUUUUUAUUUUAAGUAUGUAAUGCUGAUGGCAGUUCUCUGCCAUUGUUUGAAGGGGCAUGCUCUGCGUUGGAACAUGCCAUCCCACGCCAACAGUCCUAUUAGCUUGUCAUCUCUUCUUAGGAUUAACUGCGAUGCAAAGUGCGAAACCAUGUAAAAAAUUUCAGUCUCCUUUUCACGUUAUCUGUUAUAUAACUUCUUUUGUUUUUUUUUUCUUAUGCAAGUCUGGGUCGGAAUUCUUUGACAAGGUUACUGCUUUUAUAACCCUUUUUGUAUAUUCUUUAUUGUGAUGAUGUCAGUAUCCAUCAUACUAGGAGAUUUUCCUGCAUCUGAUGUAAGUUUUGCCACUUAUAAUCUGAACUUUUCUAUUUUAUUUUGUAUAUUGGAGUUGCAGAGUUGUAUCAACGUGUUUUUGUACUGGAAAUGUAUGGGGUACAAACAGAAGCUCAUAUUAAUUUGUAAGUUUGUGAUUAAUAUCUAGUUCUCAUAAA